This is a messenger RNA of Linepithema humile (Argentine ant), 8439 nucleotides long. RefSeq names its product unconventional myosin-XVIIIa. Lineage: Eukaryota; Metazoa; Arthropoda; Insecta; Hymenoptera; Formicidae. The record is from RefSeq and is a predicted model, not a curated record. Gene Ontology annotation, molecular function: cytoskeletal motor activity; ATP binding; actin filament binding. Gene Ontology annotation, cellular component: myosin filament; myosin II complex; cytoplasm. Gene Ontology annotation, biological process: actomyosin structure organization.
UGGCCGAAGGCGCUAGCAGUCGUCGCCGGCCCCGCUACCAAUUCGCGCUGCCAUGAUAGUCAUCGUCCGUGUCGCAGCGAGUGCAACGUAGCCGUAGUAACGCGUUUAAAGAGCGCCGCUGUCGAGGCCCCAGGACUUGAUGCUCGUACUCGCGUUGCAGUAUCAGGCUGCACCGCGAGAACGUCGACCGAGGCCCGAUCUCGGCUGGACCGUCACGGUGCUGGAGUCGCGGCGAAGCAGCAGCUCCGAUAAGGUCGGCCACCAGGCGUUGCCUUCCUGGACGCGCUGAUCAUCGGCGGGCCGAUCUCGCGGAAACGCGAGCGCGCGUCUCGAGCGAGCGAGCGAGCGAGCGGGCGGGCACGCGUCGUGGGUGCUCGGUGUGAAUGGCGGGUGUUGUGGUGGCGGUGCUGUUGAUGUGACGCGUGUCUCUCGUGCCGUACGCACGGCUGCCUUCGCUGUCAGCUUCGGAGCACGAGGAACGCUCCGAAGAUACACGUCGGAGUACAAUAGACAGCCACGCUCCCGCUCUACCAGGGUUCGGUUCAGUCGAUGCACCUCGUCGAACCCCGUAGGGGACGAUUUCGAGGACAACUCGAUGAAUGCCGCGCCGUCGCCGGUCGAUAGGGUGCACCGGUGCGCUCCGAGGCGAGCCGGGGCUUCGGGAGUUACUACGGACGUACGAGGAGGCUUACUCCGGAACGAAUCGUGACAGACGGCCGCUCUUCGAGUCCUCGUGAGUGUCGGGUGAUCGCGGCGGCGGUGACGAAGCGAUGCGCGCGACUCGGCGCGCCUCGCAUGGCCAAUAAUUCGCGCGCGCCGAUCGCUCGCAGAGUCACACGGCACGCGCUCGCCGCUUGUUUUGACGGACACGGUGCUGUGGUAAAUUAAUUAAUAAUAAUAGAUAUACACAUAUAUGCUACGAGGUGCGAGAAAUCGAGACUGUUCGCGAUUGCGCCGCGUAGGGCCGCGUCCGGCACGUUCGAGCAAUCGAGAAACGAGAUAUCGUAUGUUAUCUCUUUCUCGCGUACGGCUUGGGACGUUUUUAGUUGAGUGAAGAAGAUGUUUAACUUUAUGAAGAAGGCCGCGGAGAAGGACGACAAGGAGAAGCGGAAGCGCGAGAAGAAGGAGCGGAAGGAUGUCAAGAAGCGCGAUCGCAGCAGCAUGUCCGCGGAGGAGCUCCUACGAUUGGAUGAGGUUCGUAGAUCAUUGAAGAUUCCCGGCCGACGAAAGGAGAAAGAAAAGUUACCGAGCGGCAUCACGGCGGAUUACAGCGCGUCGUUUUUCGCGCAUUUGGACCGCGAUCUUCUGGACGGCACGCAGAACGCGGGAUCGGGACCGGGCUCGGCGGUCAACGCCGGUACCAGCAGCUGGACCAACAGAACGCCCGACGGGCUGACGCAGAGCGACUCGUCGGAGACGUCUCUCACCUCCCUGACGACGACCACGACCACGUCGUCGACGACGACGAGCCACGCCGGCGGCCAGGCUGGCGGCAAGUGUUUACCGCCGCUGCCACCGAAACCGCCUAAAAGAGGAAUUCUCAAAGGGCCGCGAUUGAGCGGCGCCUCGAGCGUCCUCUCGGAGGAGAACGCGCUGCCGAACGGCACCGAAACGAGUUACCAGGAGGCCAGCAAUCUGCUGGUGAGAAACACCCUGCAGAACGAAGUAAUUGCCUAUCAAAACGUGCCGACGCAUCUCAAUAACGUUCUGAACAAGGACGAGAUCUAUAGCGAAGAGGAGACGGUGUGUCAAACCACGUGGCGCGUCACCCCGCACCAGCAGACCGUUCAGCAGCAUUAUCAGCAGCAGCAGCAACAACAGCAUCACCAAAUCGACUCCAAACUGCUGCAGGUUGUUACUAGCGCUAGUCCGUCCGCGGAUUCCUUGACGGACACGACAAACUCAAGCUUCGCAACACCGCCGUUCAGCCUGUCGCCUGUCGGCGAGUCGCAGGGCUUCUCGAGGUGGCGAUCUUCGGUCUCCUUCGAAGAACAAGGGAUCGAGCUGCAGCUCCCGGAGAUCGUGCCACUCGAGUUGCCCGAGCCUAGAGAACUCACCAUCCAGAGACAGCCUCCGCCGCGAAACGACUUCGGCUUCUCCCUGCGACGCGCCGUGAUCGUCGAGCGAGCGGCGAACGGCGUCACGCAGAUGAGACCGGUGAUUUUUGCCGAACCCGGUGCUUUGGUGCAACACAACAACGACACGGGUCUGUUGCCCGGUGACAGACUGAUCGAGGUCAAUGGGAUCAACGUGGAUGACAAGUCGCGCGAAGAGAUCAUCGAUCUCAUCAAGAGCUCCGCCAGCAGCGUCACCGUAAAGGUGCAACCGGUCGCCGAGCUGUCGGAGUUAUCGAGACGCGGCGGUUGUGACGGGCGUCAAGUCGAAUUGGCACCUGCGAAUAUCCGCGGCGGCACGCUUCGUCGAUCCGGCAGUUUGCGGUUUCAUCAAAAUACAGCGCGAUCAGAAGAGCAUUUGGCGCAAGAACAAGCAUGGCUAACUUCCGAGAAGAUCUGGUUAUUGCACCGCGGUGGCUUCACUCCCGCCACAAGAUGCGGUUCCGCCGAUCCCGACACAGGAAAGCUGAGGAUCCGAUUGACCACUUCUGGAGAGGAAUUGCUCGUCGACGAGGAAGACGUGGAGAAGGCCAAUCCACCGCAAUUCGAUAAAGCCGAAGAGCUCUCUCAGCUACGAUUCCUCAAUGAAUCGUCCGUUCUUCAUACAUUGAGGCAACGCUACGCCAGUAACUUGAUACACACGUAUGCAGGAGACAGCAUGAUCGUUAUCAAUCCAGUUGCACCAUUGGCAAUUUAUUCUGAAAAGGUCGCGCAUAUGUUCCGAGGUUGCAAGAGCGAGGACAUGCCGCCGCAUAUUUACGCCAUAGCGCAGUCGGCUUACAGAGGAAUGCUGGCGACACGCAGGGACCAUUCCCUGGUUUUCCUCGGGCGUAGCGGAGCGGGGAAAACCACGAACUUCAAACACGCCCUUCAUUAUCUCGUACUGGCUGCUGGCACAGUUAACAAGAUCUUGACGAUCGAGAAGCUGAAUGCACUCUUCACGGUGCUCGAAGCCUUCGGAAACAGCAGAACGCAUAUGAAUUCGAACGCGACUCGCUUCACGCAGCUCUUCAGUCUUGAUUUCGAUCAGUCGGGUCAGAUCGCAUCUGCCUCUCUGCAAGUACUGCUGUUGGAAAAGUCGCGAAUCGGCCGACGUGCGAAUGGCGAUCCGACCUUUCACGCGGUUUAUCGCUUGCUGGCGGGCGCGGAGGGCGCGCUGAGGAAAGAGUUACACCUCACGAAUCUAGUCGCCGAGAACAAUCCCUUCGUCACGCCCUUGCAGAAGCACGAGGACAAGCAGCGGGCUAUGGUCGAGUUCAAUCGCAUCGUCGCGGCGUUCAGAAUACUCGGCAUCUCUGAGGCGGACGAAAAAGUCAUCUGGUUGGUGCUGGCUGGCAUUUAUCACUUAAGUUGUGCCGGCGCCGUGAAAGCUGGCACCAGCUCGCAGAGCAGGUGGCAAUUCGCGAGAGUUGAAUGCGCGGAGAAAGCCGCCAAUUUGCUGGGCACCACCGUCGAGGAACUGAGCCGAGUGGUGUUCUCCACGAAUGGGGGUGGUGCCGGAACGCCAAGUACUCCGAGGCCAGCUCUGAGAACACCGAGCCCGACGGAACAGGGCAAGGACGUCAUGGGGUUUGACGCGCUAGAGGGACUCCUGGUCGGACUCUACUCCGAAGUCUUCCACUGCGUCGCGGCUCUUAUUAACAAAUCCAUAUCAUCCGCUGUACAUACAGUCUCAUCUGUGCUGCUGUGUGAUGCGCCAGGUUUUCAAAAUCCUGCCUCAUGCGGCCGGCAAACCGGUGCUACUUUCGAAGAUCUUUGUCACAAUUAUUUGCAGGAACGUCUGCAAUUACUGUUUCAUCACACCACUUUGGUAGCUCCAAAGGAUAGAUACGUCCAGGAGGGCAUCGAUGUAGAUUACGAGGACGAUUACGACGAGGAUAGUAUUGGAUCGCCUCAAGGUUUAGUUUCUCUCCUGGAUCGCGGAAGCUCGCAAAGCGCAACGAUGUUGCGAACUAGUCAGAGCGAUCUUAGCGGCGGCAGACAGAUGGAACGAAAGGGAUUACUCUGGCUGCUGGACGAGGAAACCGUGUGUCCAGGAGGCAGUGACGAAACCUUUUUGGACCGUUUAUUUUCUCAUUACGGAGAUCGAGAUCACCAAAUGCUUCUAAGAAAAGCGCCAGGAAACAAUCAAUUCGUGUUGCAACAUUUGUUAGGAACAAAUCCCGUACUUUAUACUGCGACCGGUUGGCUCAAAGCCACGCGCGAAAAUCCCGUCGCCAAGAGUGCCAUUACGAUACUUCAAGAAAGCACAAGAGAACAUGUGAGCAAGUUGUUCGUGAGUGCUCGGGGUGCCGGUGUUUCCGGUGCUCUAUGCAGUUCCAUGCCGGGACUCGAAGGCUCGCAGUCCUUGAGGCGAGCCUCGAGCAUAAGAAGAACAUUCACGGCCGUGAAAAGAAAGAACGUUUGUCUUCAAGUAAAAUUCACCGUGGAUGGCCUCGUGGAGACAUUGCGAAGAACUCGCGUCAAGUUUGUGCACUGCCUUCUGCCGCAACACAAUGCCGGUUGCACCGACAAUAAGAGUCUUCUCUCCGUGAAAUCGAAUCAAAGUGAGGACACGGUCAUUAAUGUGCCUCUUCUCCGAUCGCAGAUUCGCGGCAGUCAGAUAAUCGACGCUGUUCGUUUACACAAAGUCGGAUUCCCGAAGCACAUGGCCCUAGGUGAAUUCAGACGUCGAUUCGGACUGUUAUCGAGCAACGUGAAUGCUCGUCCUGGAAGCCCCGUGACGGAUGAACGUCGCGCCGUCGAAGACAUGUUGCUUACUGUCGACGUUGAUCCUGCAUCCUAUCGAGUCGGUCAAAGCCAGAUAUUCUUCCGAUCGGGCACCCUGGAACGAUUGGAAGCUCAAAGGGACGAGAAGCUCACAGGUCACAUAAUCCUGCUGCAGGCGAGAUGCAGAGGCUAUCUGGCACGGCGCAAACUUAACACUUUAAAACUGCAAGAUCUUGCAGUGCGAUGCAUCCAAAGGAACGUGAGGAAGCUAAUGUCCGUGCGAGAAUGGCCAUGGUGGAGAUUGUACGUGAAAGUCGCGCCCUUGUUGAACGUUCAUCGGACCGAAGAUCAACUAAAAGCGCGAACGGAAGAGCUCGAGCUUCUCAGGGCGAAGGUGGAGCGCUUGGAGCAGGAACGUAAUCAUCUCAAGCACGACAAUGACAAGCUGGAAGCCAAGCUGAGCGAGAUGACCGCAGACUUCGCGGAGGAGCAUUCUACAUCGACGCUGGCGGCGGAAAGGAUUGACGCCGAGACAUCGGAGCGCCUGCGGCUCGAGCGUGAGCUGCAGGAUGUAACCGAGGCCAAUAAGAAUCUCCAGCAGACGACCGAACGGCUGGAAAUGGAAUUACUUUAUGCGAGGGCUGCCGAUUUGAACGGAGUUGUUUCUGACGGCGAGGAAUGCGAAGACGGCGGCGUUUAUAGGCAACGGUACGAGCACGCUAUCCGAGAACUUGAGUUCACGAAGAGAAAAAUGGCGCAGCAGCACGAGGACGAUCUCGAGCAACUGGUGGGGCUGAAAAAGCAAUUAGAAAAAAAGCUGGCCGACGCUUACGAAGAAGUGGAAGAGCAACGGCAAGUCGUCGGACAGUGGAAGCGGCGAGUUCAGAAACUGAACGGCGAGAUGCACGAUCUCAGACUGCUGUUGGAGGAACAGACCGCUAGGAACAAUCUUCUCGAGAAGAAGCAACGCAAAUUCGAUUCGGAGACUCAGAAUCUGAUGAACGAUCUUAGACAAGAGAAAGCGCAGCGUGAAAGAUUAGCCAGAGAAAAGGAGAUUGCGAUCGCGGAAAAAUUCACGGUGGAACAGAAUCUAAGCGACGCAAGACUAGAGAUUGAACUGAAGGAGGAAAGACUUCGCACGUUAACUCAAGAAUUGGAGGAGCUCACUUUCGGCGGUAAAACGGAAGAGGAAGUCGCGCAGCUAAAGAAGGCGAAGCACGAGCUGGAGAAACGUGCGAAGGAUCAGGAAGAGGAGCUGGACGAUCUAGCUGGUCAAGUGCAGUUGCUGGAACAGGCAAAGCUCAGAUUGGAAAUGAGUAUCGAGCAGCAACGCAAGGAGAUGCGCAAAGAGAUGCAGCAGCGCGAUGAGGAGCUGGAGGACGUUCGCGGAAACGCGCACAAAAAAGUCAAGGCUCUCGAGUCACAAUUGGAGAACGAACAUGAGGAGAGGACGAUUUUACUGAGAGAAAAGCACGAAUUGGAACGCCGUUUGGUGGCUUUAGAAGAACAAGACCGAGCCGAUCGUGCGGCGGAAGCUGAAACUAUGCAGAGGUUGAAGAGAGACCUGAAGAGGACAAAAGCGUUGCUCAGAGACGCGCAAACGAUGCUCGACAGAUCCAAGGGCGAUUCGACAGGCAAAGCCGCGUUGCGCCAAUUGAAAAAUCAAUUGGAAGACGCGGAAUGCGCUCGGGCAGUGGCGAUUAAAGCGAAACAAGCAUUGGAACAAGAACUGAAUGAAACGCAAGCGAGUUUAGAAGAAGCUAUGCGACAACGUUCCGAGGCGGAAGAGCGGGCUAAUGCGGCCAAUCGCGAAUGCUCAGAACUAUUGUCUCAAGUGGAAGAAAAUGAAGAGGAACUUGCAGAGGUCUUGAAGAAAUAUCGAGCCGCGGUGCAGCAAGUUUCCGCGGAGCAAAACCAAUUGCAAGAGGCACAAACGCAAAUCGCUGCGCUUGAGGCGGAGAAGUCAUCGCUAAAGGAUCAACUGUCGGAACUAACACAAAGAUUAGAAUCAGUGGAGCAACUCGGUGAUCCUACGGCGAACAGCCUUGCUACGAGACGCCUGGAGUUCCGCGCCAAGGAACUCGAAAGCAAGCUUGAACUGGAGCAAACGACAAGAGCACGUUUGGAGACGCAAAUAGCACGAUUGAAAGAAAGUGUCGAUAAGCUACAGACUGAAUCAGCCUUACUCAGAACAAAAGAACAGACCGCCCAGGAUACAGCAAGGCGACUACAACGAUCCUUGCGUGACGCGCGCGACGAAGCUAGCACAGCGAUAUCGCGCGAACAGGAGGCUAUGCGCGCUCGUCGCGAUAUAGAGAAAUCUUUGGAAGCCGCGGAAGCUGAAACCAAGGUUGCCAGAGAUGAUCUCAGACUAGCGUUACAGAGAAUCGAUGACUUACAGAGCGCGAUUCAGGGAGAACUCGAUUUAGACUGCAGCGAGGAAGCAACUAGCGAGAAUAGCGAUAGUGAUUGAUCCGAGCCAUCAUCGGACCUCGAGUCCGACCAGAAUGACGAAGGCAUGACUGAAUCAGGAUCAAUGAACCAGAUUGUAGAUGAACUUCCGCACACUGAAGCAUCGAACAGAAUAUAAACGUUAUAGACCGCCCGUAUUUGAUGUAUGACCGACCAUGAAAGUGACAAAUUAGGAUCAUAAUCCGGAGAGAUGAAAGACUGGCGGAAGAUUAUAGGGCGGUAUUAGCUCGCGAAUGAACGAUAAAUUUCUGCAAUGUUUUGUGCUACUCGAAUCGAAUACGGCGUUAUCGAGGGAGUUAGCGCUCAUUUUUCAUCAUAGGGAAUAAAAUCACCGCAAAGACGGAUCAAACUAGCGAAAAAAAGGCUAGUCGGUGACGAAAUCAAAGUUAUGAAGUAAAGUUCGGGCUGCAGAUUAAGCUGACGAAUUGUGCGUGACUCUAUGCGAGCGAUGUUAAAAACUUUUUAGGUGCUAACUAUGUAUAAUUCCCAGAAAAUCUCGAUGUCGUGGCUAGUUACGCACGCCGCGCCUGAUCGUGCAUCCGCGGUGCUAUAUUAUCCUGUACGUUUUUUUUUUUAAAUCGUCGACAAACAACGACGUUGUCCUUUUCCAGUCUUCCACAGGAAUUCGAGCCAUUUCAUCGCAAUUGCGAUAACUGAUGAGAAUCGCGCGCAUUGUUGCCGAACAAAAGACAAAAUAUAUUUAAUGAGAGAAAGCAUUUUUCGCGAGAGUGAACAAAGCUUUGUUCCAUUUAUUAGGAAAGCAUUAAUGAGCAUUUCGCAAUAAACUUUGCGAAACAAUAAAUUAAAAAAUUUUAAUAUUUUUAAUAUUAAAGUUACAGGACUUUAAUUUUCACAAAAUGCUUUUGUUCGACAACGUGAUGUGCUGCGCGUAUAUUUUCUCACGCAGAAUUAGCUCGAGGACGAUCUUCUCCGUAGGAAAGGACAUAUAUUUACGCUUUUUAUCUUUGCGAUUCACUGCCUAAAGGCUACGUUUCACAUUUGUAUAAAAAGGAGGGAAAAAAGAAAUGGAAAGGCAUGACAGGUACAAGGAAUGCGUGCCACGACUCGAAGUGGGGCUUUGGUUUCGUGUAAGGACUCUCGUGUAACUUAUUGCUUUGUAAAAUGCAGAUCUCCUAUUUAAUUA